This is a messenger RNA of Mycena indigotica, 516 nucleotides long. RefSeq lists its product as uncharacterized. The transcript has a single exon. Gene Ontology annotation, molecular function: ATPase activator activity; ferrous iron binding. Lineage: Eukaryota; Fungi; Basidiomycota; Agaricomycetes; Agaricales; Mycenaceae. The record is from RefSeq and is a predicted model, not a curated record. Bases 145 to 516 code for a protein of 123 amino acids. Gene Ontology annotation, biological process: positive regulation of ATP-dependent activity.
ACCUUCACAGACUCUCUCCGAUUUUUUUCGCUUCAAACUAUCUACCAGCUGCAAGCACUUAUAGUACCCUCUUACUACCUCAUCUCAAGGCCACACAGUCAAGAACACCUGGAAAACUCGCGCUCGCUGUGUGACUUGUCACUGAUGGACUACUACGCUCUGCUCAAUGUCGAUGUAUCCGCGACACAGGCAGAGAUCAAGGCAGCCUACCACCGCGCCCUUCUUGCUGCCCACCCCGACAAGAACGCAUCUUCCACAACCGACAUUGCUGCGCUCAAAGAGGCAUACAGAGCAUUGUCGUCUCCCGAGUUCAAGAAGCACGGGCCACGUCCGGCCCAAAUCGUCUCGCUUUCCGAAUUCACAGAACAUCCAGAAGAUGAAACUUGGGACCAUCCGUGUCGAUGUGGGGCUCGAUAUACGAUUACGGUGUCUGAUAUGGAUACUGGCCGUCAUCUCGUCCCUUGCUCGAGUUGCUCAGAGGUCGUCUGGGUGGGGUAUGAGGUUUUGGACGAGUAG